UGACCCACACCCCAUCUCCCUUGCCGGGUAUUGACUGUUACUUCCCCACACGAAGAAACCCGCGAAAGCAACACCCUCUCUCUCUCCCUCUCCCUCUCCCUCUCUUUCCAUUGAAGCUUCCAUCCUUUUCCCUUUUCUUCCCGUUUCCCAAAUAUCCUAAUCCCCUCCCACCUCAAACAACUGCCGCUCAAGUCAAACCCCCACCUCUUUUUCAACUCCCACUUUUCCCUUUUUCCUUCAUUUCAUUCAUCUUCCUCUUUUCACCCUCAUCGCCCCCCUUCCAAUUGCAAUUCCAGUGGCAGCAUGACGCCUGAAACUCAGAGCAUUGGAGAAUGUUCAAGUUCUACUUCAUUGAGCUCUCAUCAGGACGUCGAGGAUGAUCGCAUGAUUGCUGUUGCAUUAUCGGAAGAGUAUGCUAAGCUAGACGGUGCUGUUGCCAGACGCCUCUCCAACCUUGCCCCCAUUGCUCAUACUCCAAGGAUAAAUUUAUAUAUCCCCAACCAAAGUGAUGCCAGUUUGGAAUAUCAUAGGCUUCUUCAGAGGCUAAGUGUCUAUGGUUUGCAUGAAGUGAAGGUCUCUGGUGAUGGAAAUUGUCAGUUUCGAGCACUUUCGGAUCAGAUGUACAGAUCACCUGAGUAUCACAAGCACGUGCGGAAAGACGUUGUAAAGCAGCUAAAGGACCACCGUUCUCUAUAUGAAGGUUAUGUUCCAAUGAAGUACAGUCGUUAUUACAAAAAAAUGGCAAAAUCUGGUGAAUGGGGGGACCAUGUAACCCUACAAGCAGCAGCUGAUAAGUUUGCGGCAAAGAUUUGUCUCCUGACGUCAUUCAGAGAUACUUGUUUCAUUGAAAUUGUUCCACAAUCUCAAACUCCCAAGCGUGAGCUCUGGUUAAGUUUCUGGUCUGAGGUUCACUACAAUUCACUUUAUGAAAUUAAAGACGUUCCAGUUCAAGAAAAGCCAAGAAGAAAACAUUGGUUGUUUUAGGUAAAUGGAUUGUUGGGAGUAUAGAUAGCAUCCUAGAUAUUUGAGUAUACUACACUGAAAAAUUCUUGUUUUUCUAAAAGCAAAAAUGAAAAUGAAAAAGAAAAAGAAAAAGAAAAAGAAAAAUAAAUUAUAUGAUUGGUAUAUAUUUUUUAAUUGUAAGUAAAUAAUUCAUUACACAGAUAUUGCCUUGUAUUAGUGCAUUUAUGGAUCCAGUGAACUCUAUAAUGGAAUUAGUCUCAUUAUGAACUCAAA
Messenger RNA from Cucumis sativus (cucumber), 1236 nucleotides. RefSeq names its product OVARIAN TUMOR DOMAIN-containing deubiquitinating enzyme 12. Gene Ontology annotation, biological process: protein deubiquitination. Lineage: Eukaryota; Viridiplantae; Streptophyta; Magnoliopsida; Cucurbitales; Cucurbitaceae. The coding region runs from base 304 to 984 and encodes 226 amino acids. The transcript has 10 exons. Gene Ontology annotation, molecular function: cysteine-type deubiquitinase activity. The record is from RefSeq and is a predicted model, not a curated record.